GGCCCUGCCCCCCAGCCACGCCCGCUCUCCCGCCACGAUGCUCGGUAGCAAGCGACUGGGGCUGUCCGCACUGACUCUUGCCCUGUCCCUGCUGGUGUGCCUGGGUGCGCUGGCCGAAGCUUAUCCCUCCAAGCCAGACAACCCGGGCGAGGACGCACCGGCGGAAGACAUGGCCAGAUACUACUCGGCGCUGCGACACUACAUCAACCUCAUCACCAGGCAGAGAUAUGGAAAACGAUCUAGCCCUGAGACACUGAUUUCAGACCUCUUAAUGAGAGAAAGCACAGAAAAUGUCCCCAGAACUAGGCUUGAAGACCCUUCUAUGUGGUGAUGGGAAAUGAAACUGGCUCUCCAGGCUCUUCCUAUUUUCCACCCAUAUUUCAUUCUGUACAGUGAAUGUGUGCCUGUCCUACCAACGCAUGAGACCAUUGUGCUGAAUUCUACAGUGUUUUCCUUUGUCAUUGUAUAUAUGUGUGUCUAAAUAAAAUACCAUGCAUUAAAAAGUGUAUUC
Fukomys damarensis (Damara mole-rat) is the source of this 511-nucleotide messenger RNA. It is a transcript of the gene Npy, whose product is annotated as neuropeptide Y. The record is from RefSeq and is a predicted model, not a curated record. Lineage: Eukaryota; Metazoa; Chordata; Mammalia; Rodentia; Bathyergidae. The transcript is spliced from 4 exons. Gene Ontology annotation, molecular function: neuropeptide Y receptor binding; neuropeptide hormone activity. Gene Ontology annotation, biological process: neuropeptide signaling pathway; feeding behavior. The coding region runs from base 38 to 331 and encodes 97 amino acids. Gene Ontology annotation, cellular component: extracellular region.